Cololabis saira (Pacific saury) is the source of this 6936-nucleotide messenger RNA. RefSeq names its product E3 ubiquitin-protein ligase RBBP6-like. NCBI's taxonomy places the organism in Eukaryota, Metazoa, Chordata, Actinopteri, Beloniformes, Belonidae. Gene Ontology annotation, biological process: mRNA processing; ubiquitin-dependent protein catabolic process; protein ubiquitination. Gene Ontology annotation, molecular function: ubiquitin protein ligase activity; nucleic acid binding; zinc ion binding. Gene Ontology annotation, cellular component: nucleus. The transcript is spliced from 20 exons. Bases 627 to 5837 code for a protein of 1736 amino acids. The record is from RefSeq and is a predicted model, not a curated record.
AGCAUGUUAGCGCGGUCUGCGUUCAUACGGAACUAUAACAUUUCAUGACGGGGUUAACAUCCAAACAACAGCUUCAUUUGUGGACUCGGUUGUGGAAGUUCCUCUAGGUUUUGUGGACUUUUUUUUGUGGACCUCGGUAGAAUAUUUUUUCUUUAUUAAAAACUGCACCAGAAAAAGGCAAAACAUUACCGGGACUUGCGCUGGGAAAGGCCCGGGCGGACUGGGCUUCCCAUUCAAGGACACUUCAUCACGGACAUGCCUGAUUUACACCGGUGUAUCAGAACACACUGAGAAACACGAACUCUCUGGAUCUGUUCUUAUUCCGUGUGUUUUGUUGGACUGUAAAGAACUGGGCUUCUCUGGCCUCGAACCUCGGGCAUUUUUCGUUAACACGGACUCUGUCGUCAUCUGAGAGCUGAACCUUUCCCCUUAUUUUAGCCCUUUCUUUGUCCAGAGUUUGUUUCUGCGAAUAUAAAGAAGGUUAUAAAUUAAAGUCACCACAUUUAGUCACAUGUGUUCAGUGUUGUAGCUGUUUUGCUUUCAUGUCAUAAUAACAGGCCUGUGUUUUUUUCCCUCCCACGUGUGCUUGAUUGACCUUUAAUAACUGCUUCUUUAGACCUGUGAAAAUGUCGUGUGUUCACUAUAAGUUUUCUUCCAAACUGGACUACAAUACAGUCACUUUCGAUGGGCUGCAUAUCACCCUCAGCGAGCUUAAAAGGCAGAUUAUGGCCCGGGAGCGGCUCAAGGCCACGGACUGCGACCUGCAGAUCACCAACGCGCAGACUCGUGAAGAAUACACAGAUGAUGAGGCCCACAUCCCAAAACACUCAUCCGUGAUUGUCCGCCGCACUCCGAUUGGGGGAGUAAAACCAGCUGGCAGGACGUUCAUUGUAGAUCGUUCUGACACAGCUGUUGUGGGAUCUUCUAGACCCACGGAUUCUUCUCCUUCUUUGUCUCUUGCCCAGCUUGCUAAGACUGCAAACCUGGUUGAUGCAAAUGCAUCUGAAGAGGACAAGAUUAGAGCCAUGAUGUCUCAGUCUAACCAUGAAUAUGAUCCAAUACAUUACUCCAAGAAGGCAAUUGGACCCCCGCCUGCUCACUAUACCUGCUUUCGCUGUGGGAAGGCUGGCCAUUACAUCCGGCACUGUCCAUUGCCAGUGGUCGUGGAUAAAAGUGUGGAUGGCCCUAAGCCAGUGAGAAUCAGUAAGGGCAUACCACAGAGCUUCAUGGUGAAAGUAGAACCUGGUGCCAAGGGAGCCAUGUUGACCAGUACUGGAGAAUAUGCUAUACCUGCUAUAGACGCGGAGGCAUAUGCUCAAGGAAAGAAGGAGCGCCCUCCGUUUGUUCCUCAUGACCAGUCGUCAUCCGAGGAUGAUACUGACCCAAUCCCCGAUGAACUUCUGUGUCCCAUCUGCAAUGACCUCAUGACUGAUGCUGUGGUUAUACCCUGCUGUGGGAACAGUUACUGUGAUGACUGUAUCAGGACUGCCCUAUUGGACUCGGAGGAGCACAUCUGCUUCACAUGCAAACAGUCAGAUGUUUCACCAGAUAAUCUCAUUGCCAAUAAAUUUCUUCGACAGGCAGUGAACAACUUUAAGAAUGAGACGGGCUACACCAAACAUGGGCGCAAGCAGGUCCAGAAUACAGCCCCUCCUCCACCACGUCCUCAGUUGGUCAGGCCUCUGCCCUCGAGACAGCAAGACCCUCUUAUGGCUAAUGUUUCUAACCCUCCGACAAGUGCGACCACAGCCGCCCCGAAAGCACCAGCUCCUGCACCCGCACCAACUCCUGCACCAGCUCCUGUUGUUGCAACUCCUAGCCCUCCUCAUUCUGCUGCCAUUGAAGAACAAGUUCCUUCACCAGCCCCUGCACCUGUUGUUGAGCACCAUUCUCCUGUGCAAACACCCAACCACGGGGAACCACCUCCACCAGGGGAGACAGAUCCAGAGCCUGUUGUGAAAAGAGAAUCUUCAGGAACGUCAGAAAGUGCACCGCAGAUUCUCCCACAGAGCUACAGUUUACCAGUUCUUGGCCACCUGCCUCCUCCAAGACUGCACCAUUCAUCAGGGUCACAGUCACGGUCCAACCCGCCUCACAGAGGUGGAAGUAGACACUGGUACAGAAAUAGAGGGGACCCGCCCCCACCUCACAUGCAGGCAGCUCCAGCUCCCGCACCUGCUCCUCAAAUCUACCCAUCUCCCAUGUACCCACCCCCACCACAGACCUACCCUCCUCCAUACAGCUCUGGCUCUGGCCUUAUCCCACAACCUCUCGGUUACCAACCACAGCCCAUUUUUGCCCCUGGACCACCAGGGUUGAACCCUCCCUGGAUUAACCCUGGUGCCCAGCCCCCUCUUCUUCCUCUACCACCAUCCAUGUCGCAGCCCCCCAUGUCUAAGGAGGACUUUUACAGGCAAAGGCACCACAGACUAGACAAAGUUACAUCGAAACUGGAUGAAUUUACUAAAGACUUUCAUGAAGAACUCAUCAAGUACAGAAAUGCACCAAAGAGACGGAGACGAUCCUAUUCCAGGUCCCGGUCAUACAGCCGUUCUCCAUUCAGCCGCUCUCCUUACUCUCGCUCUCGAUCAAGAUCAAGAUCCAGAUCAAGAUCCAGGUCUUUCUCUUUCUCCGCCAGUCGGUCCCGUUCACGUUCACAUGGCCGAUCUUAUCCUCACUCUCCUUAUUCCAGAAGAAACGGACGCAGUUAUGGACGCUCACGUACACGGUCCCGCUCUCGUUCGAGGUCUUACGGCUACCGCCGCUCUGGAUCACCGCGCUCUCCUCCUUCCUUCCGGGGAGGAGGCUGGGACGGACCUGAAGGAGCUCCACCCUACCGGUCAAGGUCACGUUCUCCCGGUGGGUAUCGAAGCCGCAGUCCUGGGGGAAGAAAGCCGCCUCCUCGGGAGAUGCCAAUGUUUGACCUGAAGGGACACAGUCCCGCGGGCCAUGAUCGCUGGGAAAGGGAAAGAUAUCGACAGUGGGAAAGGGAGUAUGCAGACUGGUACAACAAGUACUACAAAGACUUUGACAAUCAGCAUCCUGCACCCCUGCAUCACAGAAGUCAUGGCAGUAGAGACCGGGAGAGGGACAAAAUGUCCUCUUCAUCCAGAGACUACUCGCCUCAGGGGAGAGGGAGACGAGCGAGAGAUGAGAGAAGUGGCCCACCUCACUUUCUCCCUUCAUCCUCCUCAUCAGGGACCAAGUCAAGCACUAAAGUCCUGAAGUCAAAGAAAAUAAAAAAGAAAAGGAGUGGAGAGGAAUCUGAGCCAUCGCAACAUUCACUGGACAGAGGUGAUGCCACUCCUGUCAGAGAUGAACCAAUGGAUGAAAUAUCUUCGCAAAAUAAAACACCUCCUCUAUCCUCAAGGCCUACAGCUAGUGUUGUGACUGCAAAAACUCCAGUAUCGAAAAGCUCCACUGCACCUGUUAAACCCACAAUUAAAUCAACAUCAAAGCCCCAGUCUGAUAAGACGAGAAAAGAUAAGGGUCAGAAGGUAAAGGCUAAAGUUAAGACGGAGGGUGUGAAGGUAAAUAGUGAAAGUGUGAAAGUGAAGAAAAAAACUGGAGAAGGUGUUUUAACCAAAAAGAAAGACCCCCCGUCUUCCACAUCUGUUUCAAAACCAUUAAAGAGCGUUAAAACCAAACCUGACGAUUCUUCCAACUCUACUACGCAUAAAAAGGAGAAGAGCAAGAGCUCCGCUAUGAAGCCGCCUCUGAUGAAGACAUCUCCAGUGUCCAAUCAAAAUCUGCCUGGACCUCAUCCCUCUCACGAAGGCUCAAGAUCCAGCCAUGACAUUCGCAGUAGAAGAGAUCUUCCACAAAGUGGUGGUCUCCUUCCCCUCCCACACCCACCCCCGCUCAUGCCCCGACCUCCAUCCCCGGGCGAUAGUCGUAGGAGGAUGGGUGAGGAGUGUCGCUCUUUACUCGGACCUCCUCCUGGAAAGCUGAGGAGAAUAGAUGGACUAGGGAGUGGAGGGGAUGUCAUCUCUCUCUCACACCUCUCCCAUCAACCCCCCCUACACAGACUUCCUCCCUCUUCUGAUAGGCCAAGUUUUCUUUCCCUCGCUGGGAGUCGUGAGCUGAGUCGUGGAGAUUCAGAUCGAGGAGUCAUAAGACCACUGAUGGACAUUCCGAAGCCAGUGAGGAGGAUCAAGUUGAACAGAGAUCUGGGGAGAAAAAGCAGCACUGAGACCUCAUCCUCCGACCGACCUCGUUCAGGUCCUGAGAAGACCGGCUCCACUUCUGAUCGAUCAGCUCCUGCUAAUGUCUGCGAAGGAGACCGAGUCAGUAAUACAACAGAAGGAGCAGGAAAAAAGGAAUCGUCGUCUGCAGAAAGGGGAGUUUCCCGAGAAAGACCAGGGAGUGCUGGAGAACGACACCAUGGCUCGGACAGAGAAAGAGAACGAGAUAGACGUUCUGGAUCAGACAGAGACAGAGAUAUGGGUGCUGACAGGGAGAGGGAGAGGGAAAGGGUCUCUGGGUCGAGUUUGAAAGUCGUGGUGGACAGAGACACAGAGGGAGAGAGGUCCGCAAAGACAGAAAAAAGGAACUCCAGCAGUGGAAGUGGGGCUGGUAGGUCUGUCUCUUUGGAUAAAAUGACCAUAGCAGAGAAGUCCGCUAUCGGCAGGAGGCAACCGGACCACCAGGAGAAACCAAGCGCAUCAUCCAAGGACAGAGAGGAGGGGUCAGACAGAGUUGCCAAAUCUGACAGAAGUGCAUCCAGUGACAGAACGGAGAAGUCUCUCCCCUCAGGAGAGAAACCAGCUCACAGAGAAGGGGUCAAAUACAGUCAGGAGGCGUCUGUGAAGAACAAACCCAGAAUCAGUCGCAAGGCUCUGACAAGCCAUGCCGCCAGCUCUUCUAGUAGGCAAACUCAGGAGAAAAAGCAGGACUUGGAGAAAGACCAGAAGAGCGUAUCCUCCAAACUGGUAGUGCAGCCCUCGUCCAGCCCCGUGAGCAGCCGGGCUCGCAGCCCGAGUGUCAGCCCCGCUCUCAGCCCGGCCAUGGAGGAGCCGCUCAUCCAGCCGCCCCCGCGCUCCAAGUGGGAGAGAGAAGAUGACGAAGAAGGGCAGGAAGACGUCCCAACUGCCCCCACCAAGGAUCCUUCCCCCGUAUUGCAGAGGAGCCGAGUCAGAGACGUCCACCACGAAGCACCUAAAUUUGUCAGGAGCGAAGGCCGGGAUGUUGGAAAGGAGGACAAAAAAGGGGCGGUGAGGGAGGAGAAAAAGCGAAGACCACUUAGAGAGGAGAAUAAGGGUGACAGGAAUACACAUGCAGAUUUGAACAAACCACAGAAAACCAAAACUGUGAAGGAAGAGGGAAGAGUGGUGAAAGAGGAAAAGAAAUCUGCAAGAGAAGAGGAGAGACGAGGGGGCGAAAGAGAGGAGGGGCGAGGAGUGACGGCAAAGGAGGAGAAAGCAACAGAAAACAGAACGGGAGUGCGAGAAGAGAGCCGAGCUCCAGAGCCGAGGAGACAGCGUCUGUGCUCCGACCUGACGCGCGAGACGGACGAGGCCGCCUUCGUGCCCGACUACAGUGAAGGCGAGGGCUCCGAGCCAGAGAAAGGAAAGAGCGGCAGUCAGAGUCCGUCUGUCAGCCAGGCCUCACACAGCCCGACAGGAAGCAACAGCGGCUCCGCCACCACUACUGACAAAAAGAAGAAGAAACACAAAAAGCAUAAAAAACACAAGAAGCACAAGAAACACGCCACCCAAGACAAAGAAGGAGAGCUCAAGCAGCACAAGCACAAACACAAGAAGAAGAAACAUAAAAAAAGCAAAGAAAAAGUGGGAGAGGAAGAUGGGAAGGAGAAACAGGAAGAAACUCCAUGCUAACAGGCCCAGCCAAGCUUUAUGGUCACAAGCUGUAACCUUGAUUCUAAAGGAGAUCUAUCUAGGAAAAAAAAGGCUAGCAAUUCUGCCUCAUGUACCGCUGGAAGGGAGUGGAUCAAAUGAGCUUUUGACUUUCCCCGACAUUGUUGGAGAGAUGCUUUCCUAAUAUCUAAUAUUUAAUGCUGCUACAGAACUCCAAACUCGCACUGUCUUUGGUACAGCAUCAGGACCGCUGCAGAUAUCUCUGUUUAAUGCCGACCUCCUUGCUUCUUCGGGUUCACAAAACAAUGGAGUGAUGCUGUGAAGCACUAUACUGAUCAACCAUGAGCUGAUGAGAAGGGACAUUAUGACAACUGAUCACACAGCGGUGAAUCUAAAAUGGUAGGAAUAACAAAUAACUGUUCUCAGGGAUGUGAUUGCUUCUUUGUGAGGAUAAGAUGCCGUUUACCUCCUAUGAUUUGUUUGUAAAUAGUGAAUGAACUCUUGCUUCAUAUAAUUUCUCUUGAGUUACCUUUGUUUAUCCCAGUGUGCUUUACAAGGCCUAAAUAUUAAACAUCAUAGCUUUAAAGGAUGUAAACUGUCUUUUUGAUGGACUCUUCUAGUAGCUUUGUAUGUUUCAGCACGUUAACUACAUGUUCUUAUUUCUAAACAUUUUCAACAUUGUAAAUGUUUUUUUUUUAAGCAACCAUCGCUUAAUUUUCCUUGAUUGUGCUUUUUUUUUGUUUUUUUUUGUUUAACAAUCCACUUACUACCUGGAAAAUGUGUAAAUAGUUAAAAUAGCCUAAGAAUAGAAAUGAUUAAGUCAAACAAAUGAUUGAGCUAAAACUUGCAAAAUUGUUGGUUUUGUUCAUGAAACUAAAUAAGGCCCUUUUGUAUUCAGCCCACACUGGAUCUUGUAAAUUGAUACAUUUUAUUUAAUGACGAUUCAGUCUUUAUGGUUUUUUGCUCAAAAAGUGCAGUAGCUGUGUCCUGUUAGUGUGUGCGCGCGCGUGUGCUGGUGUGACAGUGAAAUAGGACGGGCAAGUGACGAGUUAGAGGACAUGUUCUUACAAAUAAGGUGUUUUUUUUUUGUUUUUUUUAAUUAAAAUGUUUUGAGCUCAAA